ACACUCUGCUAGGCUGGCCCUUUCCAGCCUUGUUUCCCUCCCCUCCCCGCACAACCUCCCAGGACAAUGGAGGGAGUGCCCAGAGGCCAGAUCAGCUUUACGUACCCCCACCCCACCCAUGCCCCUCCUGAGCUGGGAUAGGGGCCCAGUGCUCAGGUCACCUGGACAGUCUGGCGGUUGUACACCUUCACCACAUGGAAGCGGAAGCUGUAGACGCCCCGGACGGGGGCUAUGAAGGAGCCCGAGGCCCGGUCAAAGCCACCACCCUCAUUCACCAAGACCUGGAGGGAAGCAGGAAGAGCUAGUGAGUAAGGAAAAGAAGAGAGGGCCAGGGCUGGACGGAGUAGCCAUGCCGACUUGGGGGGCUGCCUCCUCGUCCCCGGACCGCUUUGCGGUGUCUGCAGAUGCGGAGGCUAAGGUGCGUGAGCAGCAGCCGCACGUGGAGCGCAUCUUCAGGGUCGGGAUGAGUAUUCUCCCGAAGGACUGUCCUGAGAACCCGCACAUCUGGCUGCAGCUUGAGGGCCCCAAGGAAAACGCCAGCAGAGCCAAGGAGUACCUGAAGGGUCUCUGCAGCCCGGAGCUGCAGAGUGAGAUCCGCUACCCGCCCCAGCUGCACUGCAUCUUCCUCGGGGCCCAGGGCUUCUUCCUCGACUGCCUGGCUUGGAGCACAACAGCCCACCUGGUCCCGCUGGUGCCUGGCUCGCUGAUGGUCAGCGGCCUGACGGAGGCCUUCGUCAUGGCGCAGAGCCGUGUGGAGGAGCUGGGGGAGCGGCUGAACUGGAACCUGUGGUCCAGGCCCGCUUCUGGAGCGUCUCAGUCUGCUGGGGCACUGAGAGACUUCUCUGCCUUGCUGCAGCCCCAGGCAGACGCCCACAAAGAAGCCCUGCUCCAGCUGCCCCUGGCUGUCCAGGAGGAACUGCUGAGUCUGGUGCAGGAGGCUGCCAGGGGCCAGGGGCCACAAGCAUGUGCCUCCUGGGCAGGGAAGAGCCCUGGCGCUCAGCCCCUAGGAGUCAGAGCUCUCCCGAGGGAAGGCAGGGAGUCCCUGGACACUGGCUCUUUGGGGCAGGGAGAGGCCAGGGGAGAGCGACAUGCUCCAGAGAAGGGGGCAGGUCCCAGGGAGACAGAUUUGGGGUGGGAGGAGCUACCUGGGGCCCGUGCUUGUGGGGGAGACAUGGCUUUCAGGUCCCGGUGUGGGGGAGGAGAGAUAGCAGCGGCAGGGCCCCUGAAAGGGAAAGCCAUGGGGAAGGAGGGAGGAGGGUUCUGUCCCCAGGGAGAGUCUCCUGGGCCCCUUGACCCCUCUCAGAGUCAGCUCCGGGGAGCCUCCCUUCUUCAGCACCUCCACAAUGGGCAAGCUUCCCCUCCUAGAGUGCCCAGUCCCAUGCCUGCACCUGAGCCCACCUGGCAAGGUGGGGACCGCGGGGACAAGCAGCAGAUCCCAAGUCGCGGCCGGGGGUCACCGGGGAAGCGGGGUACCCGGGGGGGCAACCUGGUGACUGGAACACAGCGUUUCCAGGAGGCCCUGCAGGACCCUUUCACCUUGUGCCUUGCCAAUGUGCCCGGCCAGCCCGACCUCCGCCAUAUUGUCAUCGAUGGCAGCAACGUGGCCAUGGUGCAUGGCCUCCAGCACUACUUCUCCAGCCGGGGCAUCGCCAUUGCUGUGCAGUACUUCUGGGACCGAGGUCACCGCGACAUCACCGUCUUUGUGCCGCAGUGGCGCUACAGUAAAGAUUCCAAGGUCAGAGAGGGCCACUUCCUGCAUAAGCUCUACUCCCUCAGCCUGCUCUCCCUCACCCCCUCUCGGGUUAUGGAUGGCAAGAGGAUCUCCUCCUAUGACGACAGAAUCCAAGAACGGCUGCCUGGUUUUCGAGAUAGGUUCAUGGUGAAGCUGGCUGAAGAGACGAAUGGGAUCAUCGUCUCCAAUGACCAGUUCCGGGACCUGGCCGAGGAGUCUGAGAAGUGGAUGGCCAUCAUCCGAGAGCGCCUGCUGCCCUUUACCUUCGUGGGAAACCUCUUCAUGGUUCCUGAUGACCCCCUGGGGCGAAAUGGCCCCACCCUGGAUGAAUUCCUGAAGAAACCAGCUAGGCCACAGGAGCCGCCUGAGGCUCAGCCUCCUCCCAGGGGCAUUGCAAACCCUGGAAGUCUGCCGCAGGGGAAGGAAGAGGAAAAAGGCGGGGGUGGCAUUCGGAAGACCCGGGAGACUGAGCGGCUGCGGCGCCAGCUGCUGGAGGUCUUUUGGGGCCAGGACCACAAGGUGGACUUCAUCCUGCAGCGGGAGCCAUACUGCCGGGACAUCAACCAACUCUCCGAGGCCCUGCUCAGUCUCAACUUUUGAGCUUCACCUGCUGUCUCUCAGCUCCAGUGCUGCCUAGCCCAGCCCCUUCUGCAGGAGUUCCUUUGCUGCUUAAAGCCUGACUCAGUCACCCUGAGUGGGUGCUUUGGGUCAGGGAGACACUAAGGAAGAGCUUUCCAGAGAGGCCGGGACGUUCUUGCCGGGGACCCUUUGGGGAUCGGUUCAUACAGCGACCUGAUGUGUUCUGGAGUCAGGACCUCACCAGCUCUCAAGAGGUUCUGUGCAGCCUUGACUUCUCAACUUUGCCUUCGCACGCGGUGUCUGUAGGGAGGAGGGGCUCUGAGUUGAG
Messenger RNA from Echinops telfairi (small Madagascar hedgehog), 2639 nucleotides. RefSeq names its product KH and NYN domain containing (gene KHNYN). Lineage: Eukaryota; Metazoa; Chordata; Mammalia; Afrosoricida; Tenrecidae. Gene Ontology annotation, cellular component: nucleus; cytoplasmic ribonucleoprotein granule. Gene Ontology annotation, molecular function: RNA endonuclease activity; mRNA binding. The coding region runs from base 350 to 2332 and encodes 660 amino acids. The record is from RefSeq and is a predicted model, not a curated record. The transcript has 8 exons.